AUGGAUCUUGAUGAGGCAGCAAUAUUAGGCGACUGGACUUACUCUCUUCUUGUACAUCAAGUCGAACUUUCUGUCAAUCUUCUGCCAAGCAUCGGCAAUGGCAGUGGUGUUGGACAGCAUACAGACAGCUCUGCUCACGUCAGCAAGCUCAGACUCUGGGGUCUGGGUUGGCUUUUGGUAGCAAAUACCAAUCUUGAAUCCCGUUGGACACCAGUCAACCAGUUGCACAGUCUUCUUCGACUUGAUCACCGAAACGGCGUUCUGAACGUCUCUGUUGACAACGUCACCUCUGUAAAGCAGACAUGUAGCCAUGUACUUACCAAGUCUUGGGUCGCACUUGACCAUCUGGUUGCCUGGCUCGAAACAAGCAGCAGUGAUUUCGGAAACGGAGUUGGCCUCGUGGGUCAUUCUGGACUUGGACAUCACUGGGGCGUACGAGACCAAUGGGAAGUGGAUUCUUGGGUAUGGCACCAGGUUGGUCUGGAACUCGUUCAGGUCAACGUUCAAAGAACCGUCGAAUCUCAAGGAUGCCGUCACGGAAGAAACAACCUGGGCAAUCAAGUUGUUGAGGUUGUUGAAGCUUGGUCUGGCAAUGUUGAGGUUCUUACGGCACAUUUCGUAAAUGGCCUCGUUAUCGACCAUGAAGGUACAGUCAGCGUUCUCCAAAGUGGUGUGGGUGGUCAAAACAGUGUUGUAAGGCUCAACAACAGAAGUAGACACUUGAGGAGCAGGGUAAACUGCAAACUCGAGCUUGGACUUCUUACCGUAAUCGUUGGAGAAUUGUUCCAAAAGCAGCGAUCCCAAUCCGGAACCGGUACCACCUCCAAGCGAGUGUGUGAACAAGAAACCUUGCAAACCGUCACAUUGGUCGGUCAUCUUUCUCAAUCUGUCGCUAAUGUCGUCCAAUAA
Ogataea philodendri is the source of this 909-nucleotide messenger RNA. RefSeq lists its product as uncharacterized. Lineage: Eukaryota; Fungi; Ascomycota; Pichiomycetes; Pichiales; Pichiaceae. The record is from RefSeq and is a predicted model, not a curated record. The transcript is spliced from 2 exons. The coding region runs from base 1 to 909 and encodes 302 amino acids.